AUGGAGGGACGACCGGCUUGGUCGAAGGAUGCUUUGUGGGAUGAAAGGGAGGACAAUCCUUUGUUGAUGCCGGCGCUGCCAAAUUUCGAGCUCAAUUUCUUUCACGGGCCUCUAGCUAAGAGUUCGAGAUUUGCGAACUUAAGCGACCAGGAGCUUAAUCAGCUGGUUGAACAAAGACACUCAGAGAAGACUAAAAAAGUAACAAACUGGUCUGUAUCAACCUUUCGAGCCUGGUGCUCAGAGAAAACUUUACAAACACCGCUCGAAGACAUGACGAUUGGUCAGCUGGACCACAACCUGAGGCGAUUUAACGCCGAAGCACGAACUCAAAAAGGGGAGCCAUACAGUAAAUCCACCUUGCUUGGAUUCAGACACGGAACUGAAAGAUAUCUCAACUCUCCUGCAUACAACAAAGGGCCCCAACUAGCAAGUGACCCGAGAUUUGUGCGGUCGAACCAAGUGCUAGGCGCACAACUUGUCAAUUUAAAACGAAGCGGAAAGGAAAACAUAACCCACAAACCUGCUAUUGAAGAAGAGCAUCUCAAACAGCUCAAAGCUAGUGUUGUUUUUUCGCUUUCCUACCCGCUCUCACUUUUGAAAAAUAUCUGGUUCCAUAUCGUUCUUUUCUUUUGCCGGAGAGGCAGUGAGGGACAGAGAGGUCUAACAACCAAACGAUUCAAUUUUGGCGUCAAUGCAGCCGGGCGAAAAUUCGCAACCAUGGCCCAUGAUGAAGGUUCGCAGAAUCAUCCCGCGGUGUCAAUGACAAACCCAAUAACGAAAAGGAGGCUAGAAUUUACGAAACUGCAGACCAAUACGACGGCUAUAAGGCUCCAAAGCACUACCUUGAAAAUAUAAACCCGAGAUGCGGUGCGUUUUUCCAGUAUCUCAAGGCAAAUUUCAGCCCUAAAGAAGACGUGUGAUUCGAUCAACGGCCACUAGGCAUCAAAACGCUGGCAAACACGAGGAAAAUAUCAGCGAAGCGGCUGGGCUGUCCAAAAUAUACACAAGCCACAGCAUCGAAGCGACGGUCAUAACUCUGUGGUGCAAUGCUGGCGUCC
This is a messenger RNA of Stylophora pistillata, 1058 nucleotides long. RefSeq lists its product as uncharacterized. Lineage: Eukaryota; Metazoa; Cnidaria; Anthozoa; Scleractinia; Pocilloporidae. The record is from RefSeq and is a predicted model, not a curated record.